AUGUCGAUGCCCUCCCCCUCGGCCUUCCUCCCGCCCUUCCCGCUGUACACGCCCUCCCCGCCGCCGAGUAGCUUCGUCCCGCCAAUCCACCCCUCGGGCUUCAACCCGACCCAGCAGCAGCCCGGCCUCCCGGGCAAUGGCAGCCUCCACUACCCCGGCCCUGGUGGGCAUCUGGGCCUGAGCGGCACGCCAGGCGGCCCCAACAGCGCUCACCUUCAUCCUUCGCAGCAGCAGCAGCAGCAGCAGCAGCAACCGCCGCAGCAGAUGCCACCGACGGCACAGCAUCCGCACCCUCCCCAUCCACACCAUCACGGGUAUGGCGGCCCUGGUGGCGGCCCAUCGCUCCCGGGCCCCGGGCAGGCCGGUGCCGGCGGCAUGUCCUUCUCCUCGGGGAAUUUGGUUUUCCCGUCGGCUCGGCGGGCCAGCUUUUCCGGCGCCGGCCCCUCCGGCAUCAGCAACCAGCGGAUGAUGCGCGCGCCAUUGAUGUCCGCCUCCGUUGGCCAUGGCACCGGGCCGGGCGGCACCGGCAACAGUGGCGGCGGCAGCGGCGGCAGCGGCGGCGGUCCCUCCGGCGGUGGAGCCGGCUCCUCCAGCCGGCCCCGCAGUCGCAGCGGCUCUCGCACCGCGGCCAUCCCCAUGGCCUCCUCCUCACCGACGCCGGCUUUUCGCGCGCGUUCCGGCAGUCUGUCCCUGGCCGCGGCGGCCGCCGCCAACUCCGACCCCUUCACCGGUGGCCCAAACUCCGCGCUGCCCACGCAGCUGUCCAUGUUUAGCGGCGGCGGCGGUGGCGGCCGUCGGCCAUCCCUUUCCGGCGGCGCCCAAAGCACCUUCCAUGCGGCCGGCCUGGCGCUGAGUCCCCCGAAUGCCGGGGACCAUCCCCUUGCCGGUGGUCUUUCCCCAGGUGGGCCGCCCUUCCUGUCAGGCGCCGGCCCUAGCUCAUACAUCUUCUCCUCGCUCGGGGUGCCACCCCCCUCGGCCAGCACGGUUCCCGGGCCUUCGGGGCUCGCCUUUCACCAUGCCCACCAUCCUCACCAUCCGACAGAUGACCUGUUCGGCCCGAGCGGUCCCUACCUGACACACCCCCUCAAUGGCGGCCAUGCCGGCCAUCCGCUUGGCGGGCAUUACCACCACCUACUUGGGCAUCACCACAUGCACAUGUCGGCUCCGGCUACCGAUCCGGCCACCCUGGCUCGGCUCGGGGCCGGCACCGCCGGCCAACAGCAGCAGCAUCCCCCCUCACAAAGCAGCCCAUUGACCUCGUCAAUGUCCAUCUCUCGGCCGGCCACCCCUCCAUCGCCCCUGGCGGCCGAUGGAGGCAGUGCAGCCCCGGCGGCGAUGGCCCUCCUCCCCACAGCCGCUGGUGCUCUUUCCAAAAACGAGGACGUCCUGGCGCCUGGCCACGGCUCGUCCUCCCCGGCCGGCAGCGGCAGCGGCAGCGGCACCUCCACCCCCACCGCCGAUGCCGAUGGCAACCAGUAUUUCGAUGCGGUGGCCAGUGAGGCAGUGCGUGCACAGCUGACCGAGCUGGACAACUUCCUCUCGCAGCAGGCCCUUGAGCGCCUGCGCAUCCCCUUCGGCCCCGGGUCUCUUUAUCGUGCCGUAUCGGCUCAGCUUGACAUCCCGGUUGACCAGAUCCAGGCCAGUGUCAUCAGCCACCUUCGUGAGCAGGCUGACACGUAUGUGCGCCUUUUGGCCGACAAGCUGGCUGACCUCCCAGCCGAAGAGCCGGAUGCCCAGACCGAGGAGACCCCCUCCUCGAAGGGCAGCCCGAGCCCCAUCGACGCGCGCCUCCUCCUGGAUACCUUCAUCGAGCAGCUUGCCCAAAAUCGCGUCCCUCACACCACGCAGAUUGAGCUGGACAUCAUCUCCGAACUCUACAGCCGCGACAUCGUCACCUACGUCGGUCCGCGCACGCCGAUCAUCCUCACCUCGGGCAACCACCCGCAUUGCCUCUACCUCUGUUCCCUGAACGAGGGCCAGCACUAUGACAGUGUGCAAGUCAAGCGUCGGCCGGCCCCCGGCGCGGAUGCCAGCGUCGUCACUGGCGGCACAUCAUCCAUCUCCGCCUCGCCCAGCCCUUCGCCGGCCGCGGCCGAUGUCCAGCCGUCGCCACCGGCCGACAGCGGUCCCGGAAUGACCCCGCCGCCGGAGCAUUCGCCCCCGGCCAGCGGUCACCAUGAUGACCCGUCUCCCCUGUCGGACUCCUUUGCGGCGGACUUGAACGAAGCACACGCGGCCCAGCAUCAUGAAGUCCAGAUGCAUAAGCUCAUGCGGAAUGUUGUCUGGCAAACUGGCCGCCGAGCCAGCGAGCCGAACGUCCUUUUCUCGGGCUGGCGCUCGGGACAGGGACGCGUUGGUGUUGGCGCCAGUGCUGGACCUGGUAGUCGUCAGCAAUUGCCCGAGUGGACCACCCUCGAGGAGGCUGACGAAGAGGACCAGGACGAGGAGGAGGGCCACGAGCAGCAGGAGCAGGACGCGACCAACUCGGAGGAGGCCAAGGCCGAGGAUACUGCCUCCUCGAUUGCCUCCUCUCCCGGGCUGUCCUCUUCCCCGGGAUCCGCGGCCACGAUCGCCGGGUCUGCUGGCACGGCUGCAAGCAGUCUCGUCGAUUCCGUCGGCCAGGCUCUCGAAGCCCCGGUCCUCAGCACGUCAGACAUCAGUGAUACUGAGGGUGCCCCGAAGGCCUCCGGAGGCGGCCUGGGCGAUGAUGACAAUGGCCCUGUUGCCGCCGGUGCCACUGUCCUCAUCACCGCCGACGCCUGUGCCACCUCCGGCUCCGUCGCCGCCGGUGCCACCUCGACCGACAUCACCACCACGGCCGCGGCACAGGCUCUCCUCGAGCGUGUCAUCACGGCUGGCCACAUGCUGCCCAGCUUCAAUGAGCCUUCCUAUGUUGUGGCCAAGGGCGACAAUCGUCGUGUCGGGCUGGUGAAGUUCUUCAACCUCUCCCGGGGCUAUGGCUUCAUUGUGCCUCUGACACUUGAGCAGCUGGAGCGUCGCCUUGAGUUGGCCCACACGGCUGCUCGCAUCUUGGCCACCUCGUCUUUGGCCGCGGACAGCAGCACCACCACCCCCGGGCUUGGGGACGCUACUUCCGACAUCCCGAGCGAGGGGUUCUCUCCGGCCUCGAUCGCAGCGGUCCUGGCUACAACAACCUCCUCCGGAUCGGCGGCUUCGGCCGCGCUGGCCGCCGUGGCAUCGCUCAUUUCCUCCGGAAACGCUGCUACCGCCCCGGCAACGGCCACAUCGUCAGCCGACGAGUCACCCGCCGAGGACAGCGCCGCCUCGCCUUCCCCCUCCGUCCCCUCCUCUGAAGAGGUACUUGCGCUGGCCGCCAGCAAAGGACUGGUCCUCAGCCCCUCGGAUCUGGAUCCAGUUCUGCUUCCCAGCGAGCCGGACCUCUUUGUCCACCACACGGCCAUUUGUGGUCUGACCCUGUCCGGGCACAACACCCUGGCGGAUGGUGAGCCGGUGGAGUAUACGCGCCUUGUCGGCCCCAAGGGCCCACAGGCCACCAAGGUCACCGGCUUCCGCGGGUCGGUGCUUGUUGGCGGCGGUCCCCUGUCGUUGCUGGUGUCCUCGGCGUCGACUGCCCCCGGGAGUACUGGUGCCGCCGCCAGUGGCUCGGCCGCCGCUGCCACUGCCGCCUCGCGGCCCACCUCCCCCACCUCCACGCCGUCCGGUGUCGGUGGUCCGGCUGUUCCGUCAGGCACCGCGGGGAUCGUCGCCAAUCCGUCGAGCUCGAAUGUCACCACGGACCCCCCUGGCGCAGCGACAGUUGACCAGCCAACCAAGCGCCCGGAGGUGAUCUCCGGCGCCGACCAGACAUCCCCCUCGACCGGGACCACCGCCACUGUUGCGAGUGUCGCAUCGGCCGCUCGCACGACUGCCGCUGGUGCUGCUGGCACCGCCGCAACUGCCGCCAUGCCGCCUGCCUCUGUCUCCAAUGCCGGUGCAGCUGGCCAUCGCCAAAAGAAGCCCAGCAGUAGCGGCCACACAGCCGGCAACGUGUCACUUGUCAACCGCAGUGGUUCGAGUGUCGCUGCUUCCACCGGCAAUGGCGGCAGCAGCAGCAGCAGCAACACCCAUGGAGGCGGUCGCUCAGCCUACACCCCUCACCCCUUGAAUGGAGGCACCUUUGCCACGAGUUCCGCACAUGAGGCGUCCUCCGAUAUGCCAGCUGCCCGAUCGGUCGGCGGGGACGCCACGGAGGCGGUGUUGAAGGCUGCCGGCAGUGGCUCCUUCCAUCCGCACCUUCCCCACUCCCCGCACGCGCAGCAUCACAUGUCCCACCCAGGGACGGCGCCCCCUUCGCCGGCUUAUCACCAUAUGCCACAGCAAGCCGCCCAGCAGCCGUACCAUCACCUUGCCUCACCGACGCAGUCAUACCACCAUGGGUCGAUGGCCAUGUCAACGGGUCAGCAACAAUUGCAUCAUCAUUCCGGUGCCCCAACUGCCGGGGCAUAUGCCAUGUCCGCGAUAUUGUCUUCAUCUAAUGGCGGUGGCGGCGGCAGCAAUUCGCCCACAGUCCACCAUCCACACCAGCUGCACGCCUCUUCCUCCAAUGGAGGCCCGUCACACCAUAUGCUAUCCUCGUACCAUCACCUCCAACACCACCAUCAGCAGCACCCAUACUACAUCUCAGCCUCGUCUCAAAUGCCCGGAGAUGGCGGCCCACCUUCUCUGUCCGGGAUGCACCAUGGUCUUGCACAUGUCGGAACGGCACCCGGCCCCAUGGCCCCGAGCAUGGAACACCACCAUCCCAAACAGGCCACCGGUCUCGCGCAGCAGCAGCAGCAACAGCAGCACUACCAUCAUCCGCAGCAGAUGUCACCUUCGGCAAUGGAUUUAAGUGAUGCUGCCCGGCUGCACCUUCUGGCGGGUGCCGGCGCUGGCGCUGGCGCUGGAGGUGCUGGUGGCAUGGCGUAUGGCCAUCACCAUCCGGCGGCUGGAGGAAUGCCCAGCCCAUAUCAGGCAGCCGGGGGGACCCCUGUCGGUGUGUUGCCCUUUGGCAGCCACCAUUAUGUGCAGCAGGGCGCCUCCAUGGCGGGCGCGCCUCCGCCUCCUCCCUCGACGGCACAGCACCUUCACCACCCUCACCAUCCUCCGCAACACCAUGGGCAUUAUGUUGGCGGCCAGGUGUCGCCCAUGCAUCCGAAUUCCGGCGGCGCGUCGCCCUUCUCACAGCAGCCACAGUACGCUGCCCUUGGCAAUGCCGGCGUCGGCAUCAACGGCGGGGGCUUUCAUCAUCACCACCACCAUCCCUCGGGCGGGUAUGCGCCCUCGAUGUCCAGUGGCGGCAGUGGCGGUGGCGGCAGUGGCGGCGGCGGCGGCGGCAGCAGCAACGGCAAUGUUGGCAGCGGGUCGGACCGUCGCAAUGGCGGCCAGUCGUCGGGAUCCUCCUCCGGCAAUGGUCGUGGCUCUGGCCGCGGCGGUGGCCAAGCUUCAAUGGGCGGCGGCGGCGGCGGCAGCAGCAGCGGUCAUCACCACCAUCACCACCAUCAUCACCACGGCAACAGUGGUGGCGGUGGCGGCAACAAUGGCCAUCAUCAGGCCCAUGCCCCCUCAUCUGGCGGCGGUGGGUCUCGGCGCUCUCGGCGCCACUCUCCGCGCAUUGUUCCUCCAUCCGCCUCGGCAACUCUACAGUGA
This is a messenger RNA of Fonticula alba, 5649 nucleotides long. RefSeq lists its product as hypothetical. NCBI's taxonomy places the organism in Eukaryota, Rotosphaerida, Fonticulaceae. The coding region runs from base 1 to 5649 and encodes 1882 amino acids. The transcript has 5 exons. The record is from RefSeq and is a predicted model, not a curated record. Gene Ontology annotation, biological process: regulation of transcription by RNA polymerase II.